Camellia sinensis is the source of this 1815-nucleotide messenger RNA. The record is from RefSeq and is a predicted model, not a curated record. Lineage: Eukaryota; Viridiplantae; Streptophyta; Magnoliopsida; Ericales; Theaceae.
AUGGCAGUUGUUACCACGGUGUCUUUCUCAGUCUUUGCUAAUGGGAGGAAACGUGCUUCCUUUAUCCCCACUCGGGGCUUGAGACGGAUCAAGGGCCUUAAGAUCAAGCACAGUAGCCCUCCAUUGACACACCUUUUUUUCGCUGCCAAGGUUGAAGCGGAGGAAUGCCUAGCGUUAAAACAGACCCUGGAGUCUUAUUGCUUAGCUUCGGGACAGCUCAUUAACUUAGACAAGUCUGGGAUUGCCUUCUCUUCUAACACUCCGGCUCAGACCCGUCUAGAUACUUGCAGCAAUUUGGGCAUCUCCCCUACCCAACAAACUUCUAAAUACCUUGGGCUUCCUUCUAGUUGGGGAAAAUCAAAGUCUGAAGCUUAUAAUUGUCUCAUAGAUAGAGCUGUUCAGAAAAUGCAAGGGUGGAAGUGGAGAUUACUAUCACAAGCCGAUAGAGAAACCCUUGUGAAAGCGGUGGUCCAAGCAAUUCCUUCCUAUGCAAUGUCCUGUUUCAUGCUUCCAAAAAAUUCAGCGAUCAUUUUAACUUCUACACCCGUAACUUUUGGUGGGGUGGCGACCCAGAGGAUAGAGGCAUCCACUGGGCGAGUUGGGCCAAACUCUCUCUCACCAAGUCUCAUGGGGGAGGACCGUUGGAUUCCUUCUUCUCCAAAUUUUAAACCGGUCAGUUUGAAACCAGAUGGCUACCAAGUUCAGUGGGUCGGGGAUGUUAUCAAUUCGACCCACGCUGUGUGGGACAGAGACAAAAUUCUGGGGAUUGUCAAUCACGAGGAUGUUAGUAAUAUCUCAGUCAUUCCUAUCUUUUCUGAGGGUCAAGCGGAUACUCUGAUCUGGCACUAUACCAAUAAAGGAAAUUAUGAAGUCAAGAGUGGUUAUCAGGUGGCCCGACAAGAGAUGUUGGAAGCGCGCUCCUCUGUAGCUUCCUCCUCUGUCCAGCCCCCUAAAGGUUUCUGGAAGUUCAUUUGGUCCUUAAACAUCCCCCCGAAAAUCCGAAAUUUCUGGUGGCGAGUAUGCUAUAACAGGCUAGCAACAAAAGAAAAUCUAUUUCGGCGGAAGUGUGCUCCUUCACCUCACUGUCCGGUUUGUCAGGAAAGUGUUGAAUCCAUCAAGCAUAUUCUCUUCCACUGUGACUGGGUGAGAGCCGUGUGGUUUGGAUGCAAUCUGGGGCUCCGAAUUGGGUCCGAUUUGAUUGCUUCAGCUCUCCAGUGGACGGUAUCUCUGAUGCAAUCUUGCUCUCAAGCGCUUGACAGAAGAGAGAUGGUGAGUAGGGUGGCCACCGUUGGUUGGUGUAUAUGGAAUAGUAGGAACAAUUGGGUUUUUCAACAAUGCUCUGUGGAUCCUCAUCGCGUUUCUCAACAAGCCUGUGCUUAUUGCUUCUCCUCUUCGGAUGGUAGAGCAGCGUUGGCUGUCAUUCUGCGAGAUAGCCACGGGACACUAAUUGAUGGUGUGACCUCUAUAGCCUACUCUUCUUCAGCUAAACAAGAAAAAGCUCAUGCUAUUCGUCUUGCUUGCAUGUUUCUUCGAGCUCUGGGUUUUUUGAAUCUUCAAGUGGAGAGUGACAGCCAAGAAGUGAUCACCCUUUGUAUUUCUGAGAUGGCUCCUCCCUGGGACAUUGCUGCACUCCUGCAUGAUAUUCAGGUUGUGUCUUCCUCUUCCCAAGUUUCCUUUGCUUGGAUUCCUAAGCAGUCAAACGCAGUAGGUCACUGGGUGGCACGAGCUCAUCUUCAUGGAGCUCUGCCUUCUAACUGGGUUUCUAUCCCUCCUGCUGCUCUCUCGGCUUUGCUUUUGGCGGAUGUUUCUUUGUAG